AAGGAACUAUUCUGUAAGUUUUAAAAAUAAGUUAGAGUUAAGUUCUCUGAUAACCAGAAGAGAUUCGCCGUUGUGUUCUCUGUGGAAUCCCCACAGUARUGAGACUAUCUAAGAUGAUGAUGCUUGCUUGGUAUAUCCUAGUUUUUGGGUGGUUUUACACUCAGAAUGGAGCUCGAGGUCAAUGUCCAGCAUAUGCACCCAAUAUCAUGGUAAAACAUGGCUGGCGUAUGUACGGACAUKUUAUGACCUGGCUGUAUGCUGAAGAGGAGGUUCUUUGUAGACUCAAAUGCAAUUUGAACGAGAAGUGCUUAACAUUUAAUUACGAGGAAAAAACCAAGAUAUGUGAAUUGAACGAUGAUGAUGAUGAAAGGCACCUUCAAAAAACUCAAGGUUUCAUCUAUGUUGAUGUGAAGAAGAUAAAAAAGUCUGCAGUUUCUAGCACCAAUAUUGCUCCAGCUGCAACCAGGCCAGGAAYUGUCGCUAGUACCAGUACCACGCCAACAASUAGCAUCAGUACUAUUCAAKCAUCCAAGACGAGCACUGGUAUUAGUACUACCCAUGCCACUAGUGCCAUUACCGCUCAACCUGCCAGAACAGUUCUUAUUAACAGUAUUACUCCUACAAGUAGCUAUAGUUCAAGUGCUAUUCAACCUUUCAGCAGAGUUACUAGUACUAGUGCCAUUCCCCCUACAACCAGACCAGGUAGGUAA
Molecule: messenger RNA, 710 nt
Organism: Exaiptasia diaphana
Lineage: Eukaryota; Metazoa; Cnidaria; Anthozoa; Actiniaria; Aiptasiidae
Exons: 4
Coding region: 114-710 (198 amino acids)
Source: RefSeq, a predicted model, not a curated record